Molecule: messenger RNA, 1767 nt
Organism: Microbotryum saponariae
Lineage: Eukaryota; Fungi; Basidiomycota; Microbotryomycetes; Microbotryales; Microbotryaceae
Source: the annotation of a GenBank genome assembly
AUGGAGGUCUCCUCGUCUUCGAUGACUCGUCGUCACCCGGCAUCGCUCUUGCCACGAUUUAUGCACGACCCUGCAUUGCUCGAGCUUAUUCGCACCUCGGUUACUUCCGAGAUGGUAUGUGAGUCGGCCCUUUCCGCGGGAUCCUCGGGCACUGUGUUGGCUUCGGCGCGAGUGCGCGGAUCCGCCAGGCGCUGGGCUCGCCGAUCACCCGUGUGGCGUGCAAUCAUCAUGUCUGAGGCCGCGACUGACUUUCUUUCUUUUUUCAUUUCGCUCCUUACAGCCUACAUUGCCGACAAGGCUUGCGAGGUUAUCGGAUGCGCCCCUGUCCCUGUCUCGCGCGGCCUCCCCUCCCCUCCGACGACGCCGAUCCGGUCAAACUUUUCCAAUCCCGCUUCGACUUCGUCCUCGACUACACCCGCAGGCGUCGAAAUUCCUUCCCUCACCGCCUUAAUCGCGACCCUUGUACAAAAGUCGAACGUCCAGGUCCCGACGCUGUUGUGCACGCUCGUGUACCUCGAUCGACUACGCUCGCGCCUGCCCAAGGUCGCGCACGGCAUGGAAUCGACUCGGCAUCGCGUCUUCCUGGCCACGCUCAUCGUCGCAGCAAAGUACCUCAAUGGUAAGUCCGACGUGCCUAGUCUUCCCGAGCGUCGGGUAGCAUGCGCUGUCAGGGCGUGCGUACCCCCCUUGGCUCCGGGAUGUCUCGUCGCCCAUUCAGCCGGUUCAGCGGUGUCUCAGAUGGAGUGGGACGCUGACGCGUCCUGCCUUUGCAAAAAACCUUGCAAUCACCGCCUCUUCUGAAACACAUAGAUUCCUCGCCGAAGAACAAGCACUGGCAGAGGUGAGUGUUUCUUGUUUUUUGGCAUAAAGAAAAGUCUUGUACAUCUCGCUGAUCAUGCCGGUCCAAUGUUGUCGCCCUGCUGCAGAUACGCCGCGAUCUUCCCCAUCGCCGAGGUCAACCUGAUGGAGCGUCAGCUAUUAUUCCUGCUCGACUUUGACCUUCGCACCGAUGAACAAGAGGUUAGUUUGUUCACACCAUUCUGUCUCAGUUUAUUGUGUGCCCCUCCGGGAUGGGCGAUCGGCCAGACGGCUGCCCCCCACGUUCAUUUCAUUCUGAAACCCGGGACCGGCCGAUCGCUGGCGACGGCGGCGCGCGCGCCCGCAGGGCGGCCUCCGGAUCGGCGCGGCAAGGCUCGGGAUCGGCACCUGGCACUGACCACGAUGUCUCGCUUUGUGGCUUCAUCUAAACAGCUCUGCAAUCACUUUGCCCCCUUCUUGAGUCAUUUCACUCCCGUUGCAUCGGCUUUUGCGGACCCUUCCGCGUCGACCUCGACCCCUGUACGCGCCAAGGCCAUCGGACGCAAUGCCGCGCCUCACUCCCCGACGGCCUCGCCGAUCACCCACAAGCAAUCCCCUACUCUUCGUCGGUUGUCUCGUAGCCCGAUUCAAAACCAACAGUCACAGUACUAUGAAUGUCGAAGCUCCAAUUUGUCGUUCAAGGUAUCACCUUCCGACUCGGAGUCGUCGGCGUCGACAUGUUCGCCCGAGACGCCGAUCGACGAGCUGCCUUCUUUUCCUCUGCACUCCAUUUCGAUGGAACCAGCACGGCGGUCGUCAUUCGCCAAGAUGUUUGAAGCUGGCAAGGAAGUGCUUGGGUUCGCACAAUCGGCGGCAAUUUCGACAACAUACACGAAGCCGACAUACUACUCGUCCAUCCCUUCAAUGCGAUACACCAACACCGAUGGGAUCGAGGUGAUGCAGUAUUGA